AUGCAAAAUGUGAAAAUCUGCGAGGUUAGCCGAAGAGCAACCAAAGACGCUGCAUGGGAAACCUAAACAUGGGAGAUGCUAGAGCAAAUUUUUAGUUGUGGCAGAGGUAGCUAUUUCGUAUAUAGCUCACUUUCUUUUCCCAUUGUAAUCUCCUUGUGAAUAUGCUUAGCGAACAACAGGAUUCACAUAUCAUAUAUUUUUUGACAAACUUAUAGGUCCAGAUCUUGCAGUCCCCGAAGGAGAUCACUGGGUCGUUAUCCAAGGUAAGAUCUCCCUACCCCAUUAACCGUAAUUUUCAGGUGCGAGUAGGCAAAAGAAACUAAUCAAAGCGAAACAUGGCGAUCAGCAACAUAUGAGCAGUCUGAAACAUACAACAGUUUUUCUUAAUUUUUUUUAGGUCCUGGUCAAGAAGUCCACGCAGAUCGCCGAUAAGCCGAUAUUCCAGGUAAUCACAUCUUGCUUUAUAAUUUUAUUAAAUUUUUCAGGGCCUUACCAAGCACAGCCAAUCUACAAAUUGCAAGUAGGUAUUUUACAAGUACCGCUUGUAUUGUGAUCAUCGCAAUUUUGCACGCAGAAUCACAAUAUAUCAUAUAAAACAUAUAGAGAUAAUUCUAUUCGAAAUGUAUUGAACACUGAGAAUUGCGUAAUUGUCACGAUCGGCGGUCAAGUAUUGUUAAUUGAUUGGCAUAAGUUGGAGAGGACAGGACUAAAAUGGAUAGAUAGACGGAAGACGAAGAAAUAA
This is a messenger RNA of Heterotrigona itama, 742 nucleotides long. The record is from the annotation of a GenBank genome assembly. NCBI's taxonomy places the organism in Eukaryota, Metazoa, Arthropoda, Insecta, Hymenoptera, Apidae.